This is a messenger RNA of Penicillium samsonianum, 288 nucleotides long. Its product is annotated as Zinc finger RING-type. The record is from RefSeq and is a predicted model, not a curated record. The transcript has a single exon. NCBI's taxonomy places the organism in Eukaryota, Fungi, Ascomycota, Eurotiomycetes, Eurotiales, Aspergillaceae. Bases 1 to 288 code for a protein of 95 amino acids.
AUGUCUCCCCCGCUGGAGACCCUCGCACUUGUUUUCUUUUUUCUUGUACUGGGACUGAUCAUGAUGAUAAUCAUGAUUCUUGUCAAGGAGUGGACAGAGUACCAAGCUAUGCAGUUUUGGCCGAAACUGCGUAGUACUCGCACUCUCGAUCUGGAGUUGGGCCUUUAUUUACUAAAGGACGUAAAGGAACUGACAUGGCGCGUCGAGCAGAUGGAAACUGAUAUUGGUCGCAAGUUCCAGCUUGCUGGAUACUUGUCUGAAUACCAUGAUCAACCCCCAUCCCCUUAA